GCAAAGCUAGAGCGCCACGCCUGUCCUUCUCCACGGCAAGCAGGCAGAUAUUAACCCAGUACAGCGACUCUUGGACACAUCCUCAUCGUCGUCCAGCCUCGCUGUCGCCGCGCCAUGGAGCGACGACGGAGGCCAUGGGCCCUCCUGCUGGCGCUUCUCCAGUCCACCGCGCUGCUGGCGCCGCGUCCCGUUCUCCGCGGCCCGAGGCCCCUCCGCUCGACGCCGGCCGAUUUCCGCUCGACGCCAGCGGACAUCCAGCCGCGCACGGAGAACAGCGGAAGCGGCAACAAGCCGCCCAAGUUCACGCCGCGCGCGUUUGGCAAAGACAAAAAGUACUCCAACCCGCGCGAAGCGCAUCGAGCCGCGGCGAAGAUGCGCAAGGACGCCGAGGCCGCGUUUUUGGAUAGACCACGGGACGCCCUUGAACUCUACCGGCGGGCGACCGCGUUGGCGCCCUCGCAUUCCGCUCUAGCGUGGCUCAGACUCGCGCGCUUACAUAGACAGUUCAAGGACCCGUCAUCGGCGCGAGCGGCACUAAGAAGAGGCACGCGGCACCUCCCCAAAGAUGCUAGAUUAUGGAGGGCUCUAGCGCAGGCCUGCAAGGCCGCGGGCGACAUCGAAGGCGCCCGGAAUCACUACGGAGUCGUCACGAAGCUCGACCCGGACUUUGUGGCGGGCUGGGACGCCUGGUCCCGUCUAGAACUCAGGGAGGGUUUUCCAGUGAAAGCCGCGCAACUCGCCAAGAAGGGUUUAUCAAAAGUAGGCGCUCUCGAUGCUGAGGUUCCGCCCCAGCAAUCGGAGCGACUGUGGCACGCCUACGCUCUGGCACUGGCGGCGGGCGGCGGCGGUUCGAGCAUCGAUCCUGACCAGGCCGCGGAAGCUAUUUUAAGGAAGGCGGUCGGUAUCCACCCGGACCAUUCUCACCUCAGACACGCGUUAGGUGUCCAGCUCUACAAGAAAGGUGCUACUGAUGCUGCUCGUAAAGAAUUACGAAGAGCCGCGAUCAAGGGCCACGACGAGGCUUUACUAUCGAUCGCGCGGCUCGAGGAGGAGGCCGGGCGAGUCGAGGAAGCUCGAACAGCUUAUAAGCGCGCCUGCGGUCUCAUCAAGCGGUCACCAGGGACGCACGAAAUGGCUCCGGACGGCGUCACCGCCGCGCCGUGGGUCGCGUGGGCCCGGUUCGAGGAGGAUUGUGGCAAUAUCGAAGCCGCGGCGGCGUUGUGUCGCCGGGCGUCGGUCCGGUUUCCUCGCGAUGCCGAUGUCCAUGCGCAAUGGGCUAGACUAGAAGUGGACCAAGAUCGAGCGCGGGAGAUCAUCUUCGCGGGUCUCGAAGGGGGUGUGAAAAACCCGGCCAAGCUCUACAAGGCCCUGGGCGAGCUCGAGGCGACGUGGGCGGCGCAGUAUUUAGUACGGGACUGCGCCGUGCAGGGCCUGCACAGCGCGCGGCGGGCGUUCUACGACGGCGCGCGCGCGUCGGGCGGCGACGACCUCGUGCAGCUCGUGUUUGCGUGGGCGCACGCCGAGUGGGCCCUGGGGCAAGCGCUCAAUGGUGUUUCUGAAACCGGUGCAUCGAGGGCUCGGAAGCUUUUCGUCUGGGCGGCUCGAUUAGCGCGACGGAAAGCUCCAAGAGCGGCGCCCUGGGUCUCAUUGGGCCGCGCCAAGUUCGAGCUGUCGCUUGAGAGGCAUGACGUCGCGCGGCGGGCCGCGGCGCGCGCGGUGCGGUUUGCGCGACGAGAGCGCGACCUCCGGACCGAGGCGGACGCGUGGCGGGUCUUGGCGAGGAUAGAGCGCGGCUCUUCUCGCGCGGCGGUCUUCGUGGACCGCGCGCGCAAGGCGGAUGCGCGGGACGCGGCUGCUGCGAAGCCGGACCACCCGCUCGCGCGGCAGUGGCGGCACCGCGCCGUGCCGCUCGACGAGACCUUUGGGUGUUAUGCGGCGCGGUGGGAGUUCGAGGAGUACGAGGAGGACUCUUGGUGACUCUUUGCCCUUUUGUUGAUUACGUAUGCCGCGUCGUCGCGCGCGCGAAACCAGGACUGUAAUAUAUUGCUUACAUGAUCAAUAGCUAAACACCACGACGAAGCGACUGGAUGAGGACCCUCGGCCUUGUCGACGCCAAAAUACUAGCGCACAUCGAUACUAGCACGCGCUUUCCAGCUGGAACGCAUACGC
Pelagomonas calceolata is the source of this 2169-nucleotide messenger RNA. Lineage: Eukaryota; Pelagophyceae; Pelagomonadales; Pelagomonadaceae. The record is from the annotation of a GenBank genome assembly.